Molecule: messenger RNA, 153 nt
Organism: Histoplasma mississippiense
Lineage: Eukaryota; Fungi; Ascomycota; Eurotiomycetes; Onygenales; Ajellomycetaceae
Exons: 2
Coding region: 1-153 (50 amino acids)
Source: RefSeq, a predicted model, not a curated record
AUGCGAAGCCGCUCCUUGGCUAAGGAACUGAAGGGAACUGUCCUCGAGAUUCUCGGAACUGCUUUCAGUGUCGGGUGCCAGGUCGAUGGACGGAGCCCCAAGGAUAUUAGUGAUGAGGUCAAGGCUGGGGAGAUUGAUAUUCCAUCGGAGUAA